Striga hermonthica is the source of this 418-nucleotide messenger RNA. The record is from the annotation of a GenBank genome assembly. NCBI's taxonomy places the organism in Eukaryota, Viridiplantae, Streptophyta, Magnoliopsida, Lamiales, Orobanchaceae.
GGACAACUGGGAAGACGGGAAUCCUGCUUCUUGGGGAACUAGUCCACAAUAUCAGCCUGGAAGUUCUCCUUCACGAGCGUACGAAGCGCCUACUCCUGGUUCUGGUUGGACAAAUGCUCCAAAUAACAAUUACAACGAUGCGGGCACGCCUAGGGAUAGUGGUUCUGCCUAUGCAAAUGCUCCAAGCCCGUACUUGCCGUCCACACCUGGUGGGCAGCCACCAAUGACGCCAAGUUCGGCAUACUUGCCCGGUACUCCUGGUGGGCAACCAAUGACACCUGAAAGUGGUGGUUUGGAUAUGAUGUCACCAGUUGUAGGUGGGGACAAUGAAGGCCCCUGGUUCCUCCCAGAAAUUUUGGUCAAUGUUCGUAGGGCUGGUGAAGAUAGCUCGCUGGGUGUUAUAAAAGAUGUUCUGCCG